GGCCAGCUUGCCUCAAAUCCUCUCCACCACGUCGAUGGAUGCUCCAGUUCAUCCCUCCUCUCCCUCCCCUGCCCCUUUCUCCGCUUCUUCCUCCCUCCAUGUCCCUGCGGAUCCCUACGCUUCCCACGAUCAUCGUCCGUCCGCAGCGGAUCGUCCUCAGGAGGUGGAACUCCAGUCCUUAGCAUGCACCGACACGUCUGAACGCGACCGUUUCCUUCAUUACACAGACCACUCCGAUCGUCCCGGAGACUCCGCCUUUCUUUCGCCUUCUGAACUCGACUCCGACUCGGCUUCCAUUCCCUCCCUACACACGCGACUGCCUCGUGGCCAAUCCCCCAUGAAGCGCAAAGGCCGUACGGUCUCGAAACGCCAUUCGAAGCCAUCCCUGACCAUCGCCACGGGCCAGAACGGCUACGGCAGUGACAGUAUGGAUUCUUCCAUUGAAAUGCGCAAGAGGGACACCUCGGUUGAGUCGACCGCCACGCGGGCCAAUCGCCUCAUGUCGCGUUCCAGCUUCACCCUCGACCAUGAUCCCCCGAUUACCCCACAGACCCCGGCGAUGACCACUACCUCGUUUACAAACCUGCCCGCCAGCGAUCGCCGGAACUUUCUCCUGCUGUGCGUGCUCUACUUCCUCCAGGGCAUUCCCAUGGGGCUGGCCACCGGGUCGGUUCCGUUUCUCCUGAAGCCGUACCUCUCCUACGGACAAAUUGGCGUGUUCUCUCUCGCAUCCUAUCCAUACUCGUUGAAGCUGCUGUGGAGUCCGAUUGUCGACGCGAUCUGGAGCCGCCGGUUCGGCCGACGCAAGAGCUGGAUCACUCCGGUGCAGGUGAUUGCGGGCAUCGCCAUGAUCUAUAUGGGCGGACGCAUCGAAGAGAUGAUGAAGGAGGCUGGCGCCAAUGGCGGCGCGGGCGUGUGGAAUUUUACCUACUGGUGGUUCUUGCUGGUCUUUUUCUGCGCCACGCAGGAUAUUGCCGUGGACGGGUGGGCGAUUACGUUGAUGUCGCCACCGAACAUUUCCUACGCAUCGACCGCGCAGACGGUGGGAUUGACUGCCGGCCACUUUCUGUCUUACACGGUGUUUUUGGCCUUCAACUCGGCCGACUUUGCCAACCGCUGGUUCCGGGCGGUCCCGGCGGAGGGAGGCCUGCUGUCGCUGGGUACGUACCUGAAGUUCUGGGGCUGGGGGUAUCUGGUGGUGACCACCUGCCUGGCCGUCAUGAAGAAGGAAGACCGGACCCAUGAGCGUGACAGCAUUAUGGAUGUCUACCGGAGCAUGUGGAGUGUGCUGAAACUCCGGCACGUCCACACCAUUAUCCUCGUGCACCUGAUUGCCAAGAUUGGGUUCCAGGCCAAUGACGGCGUCACCAGCCUCAAGCUGUUGGACAAGGGAUUUGGCCAGGACAACAUGGCGCUGGUGGUGCUGAUCGACUUUCCGUUUGAAAUCGGACUGGGCUACUACGCCGGCAAGUGGUCGACGGAGUACACCGCGAUGCGGCUGUGGUGCUGGGCGUUUAUCGGACGACUGGUGGCGGCCGUGUUUGCGCAGGCGACGGUGAUGAUUUUUCCGUCGGGCGAUCAGAUUCCGACCUGGUACCUGCUGAUGGUGAUUGGCGAGCAUGUGUUCUCAACAUUCAUGAACACAGUGAUGUUUGUGGCGGUGUCGGCGUUCCAUGCGCGCAUUGCCGACCCGAGUAUUGGGGGUACCUACAUGACGAUGCUCGCGACGGUUUCGAAUUUGGGUGGUACAUUCCCUCGAUACUUUAUUCUCAAGCUGGUGGACAUGUUCACGGAAGCGACCUGUGUCCCUCCGACGGUGCCACCCACCAACCUAAAGGGUGACCUGGUCACGGAGGCCUUCUCCUGCGCACUGGAGCCAGAUCGGACGCGCUGCGUCAACGGAGGGGGCAGCUGCGAUAUCCAACAUGAUGGGUACUACACGACGAACAUUUUGUGUGUGGUGAUUGGGGUGGUGACUUUUGUCCUGUUCAUCCGACCGGCCGUCCUCAAGCUGCAGGGACUCCCAUUGCGGGCGUGGAGAUUAGCUCCGGGCAGACACUAGUUUAUUUAUAGAUGCAUGCAAGAUGAUUGUGUGACAUGAGUACCAC
Aspergillus ibericus CBS 121593 is the source of this 2108-nucleotide messenger RNA. RefSeq names its product SD08430p. Gene Ontology annotation, molecular function: acetyl-CoA transmembrane transporter activity. The transcript has 2 exons. Gene Ontology annotation, cellular component: membrane. Bases 35 to 2062 code for a protein of 675 amino acids. NCBI's taxonomy places the organism in Eukaryota, Fungi, Ascomycota, Eurotiomycetes, Eurotiales, Aspergillaceae. The record is from RefSeq and is a predicted model, not a curated record.